AAUAAUAUAGCCAACGGAUCUUAAUUAAAUAUUGGUUUCUUACCCUACAAAGCAAAAGAAAGCAAAGUAACAAAGCUAAGCAAAAGCAAAGCUGAAGCCAAACCCCAGUUGCAGUCCUACAGUACUGCGGCUACCACAACCAUGGGAGGAGAGAAAGAGAAGAACAAGAACAAGAACAAGAAGCAAAAACACCAACAUCCAAAUCACCAAUCUCCCAAACCCACUGCAGAUUUUUCAUUCAAACUCUGUUCCGAGGUCAAGGGCCUCCGCUUCGGCGGCCAGUUCGUCGUUAAAUCCUUCACGAUCCGCCGCGCCCGGCCGCUUGAGCUCUUACGCCUCCUCUCUCUCCCGCCGCCGACUCCGCCACCGCCCAACCACCACCAAGAUCGUAACAACAGCAGCGGUAAACCCAAUAAUCCUAUUACAACGUCAAAACCCCAUUUGGUUUUUCCGUCGACGGCGGCGUUUCUGCCGACGAACUUCACCAUCUUAGCGCACCACGCGUGGCACACCCUCACGCUGGGGCUAGGGACCAAGAAAUCGAAGGUGCUCCUGUUCGUUUUCGAGUCGGAGGGGAUGAGGGCGGCGGUCGACCGGCUCUGGCCGGCAGAGAUUCCGCUGGGGGAGGUGAAUCGGAAGCUCAUACGGGCUCAGACCGGGUCCGAGAUGGCCCGGUUCAAGUUCAGGAAAGGGUGCGUCACCUUCUACGUGUACGCGGUUCGCCGGGUGGGGAGCGCCGGAUUCGCCUGCGCCGACGACCUCCGGACCAUUCUCCAGUCGGUGGUUGCGCUGAAGGAUUUCUUGGACCACACUGCAAUGCUGGCUAUGCCCCACCAGAGAACCAUCAAUUAUUCGUCGCCUCCGCAGCCCGUCGCAAUGGCCCACUAGCUAGGCAGCGCCAUCGCCGGCCUCUUCCAUUGUCUUCAUCAUCAUCAACAACGAUAUAUGGUGUCGUCACAUACAUAUCCAUCACGGCAUACUUCUUCUAAUUAAUUAAAAACUUCGGUUUCUUUUUAAAUUUUUGCUCUUUCUUGACCUUUUUUAAGAGCAUUUUUCUUUUGAUAUAUGGGGGGAUUGCUUUCUUCUUGUUAUUACUAUAUUACUAUUUUUGGCAGAUCUUGCUUUUGUUCUUUGUUCUUUGUUUUUUUCCUCAUCAUGUAAUUUAGUGUGAAUAAAUUGGAGGUUUUCACUUUUCAA
This is a messenger RNA of Malania oleifera, 1197 nucleotides long. RefSeq lists its product as uncharacterized. Lineage: Eukaryota; Viridiplantae; Streptophyta; Magnoliopsida; Santalales; Ximeniaceae. The record is from RefSeq and is a predicted model, not a curated record. The transcript has a single exon. The coding region runs from base 142 to 888 and encodes 248 amino acids.